Molecule: messenger RNA, 1367 nt
Organism: Ilex paraguariensis (yerba mate)
Lineage: Eukaryota; Viridiplantae; Streptophyta; Magnoliopsida; Aquifoliales; Aquifoliaceae
Source: the annotation of a GenBank genome assembly
AUGGAAGAUUCUUCAGACUCCAAAAAAAAAACAAUGGAAGAAGAUGAAAAAAAAGUGGAGGCCCUUACAGACGUUUGGUGGUGGGUUUCCGGUUCCUUGGGUGCUGUUCUUGCACUUGUGGUCAGUGCAUUCGUAGGCUCUUGGCUGACUAAAUUCAUAAUAUCAGCUUGUGUGAUGGGCUUCAUUUUUAUGUUGUUUUUAUCUGGCGUCACUUGCUACCAAUACCACAAGGACCAAAACGAACCAAGUGGGAGCUCGCUUGUCGUCGUGUUUCGUGUAGUAAAGGCUGCUAUAUCCAACAGACAUCUCCCUAUGAUUAAAAAAAUUGAUAGUGAUCCAGUGACAUCAUCGCCUGAAAUUCCAUGCACCAGGUGGAUAGACAAAGCAAUCUCCAGCAUUCUAACAGGAGAAGCAGAGGAAGAAACCGUUUGCACUGCUACGCAGGUGAAAGAAGUAAAGGAACUUAUAGGAAUGAUUCCUAUGUGGGCAAUCUUCUUCCUAUAUUGUAUCGUAAAAGCAACGGGAAGCACCUUCUUCGUUUUGCAAUUUGACAAUCUGGAUCCUAGCAUCGGUGGAUUCAAGGUCCCUCUUAUUGCUUUCUUUUUAAUUCAACCAGCCUCAGAGUACACAAUAAAAUAUCUGUACCAAUUAGUAGUCCAGAAAUGGUGGUCUAAUGCUCAACCAUUACGUGUUAUGAAAGUGAAAAUUGGCCUUGGAAUAUGGUGCUCUUUCUUAAGCUGCGUUACUGCUCGACUGGUAGAGGCUCGCAGAUUGUCUUUAAUUGAAGAACGAGGAUAUGGAGAUUAUGACGACCAAACCAUUAACAUGAGUGUAUUCUGGUUAGCACCUCAGUUCUGCCUAUUGGGAUUCAUGCAAGGACUUACUGAAGAUGGGGUCGUGGACUUUUACUACUACAAGGUAGCAGCAUCCCUCAAGAGCUAUGGACCAUCAUUCAACGAGUUUGUAAUUGGAAUUGGAAAAUUCAUUAGCGUUUUCUAUGUUUUAACAUUCAAAACAUGGUUUGGUCACACCAUAAACAGUAGUCAUUUGGAUAAUUAUUAUGGAAUUUUAGCGAUACUUAGCCUAGGGAACCUAGUCAUCAUCUACGGUUAUGUUUCUGUAUAUGUUUACAGGGAUGUUGAAGGAGAAGAUAAAAGUUUACACAGUACCAUGGAAGAAGUGGUCACCCAAGCUGAUGCAGCAGAAUGAUUUACAUAGGUCAUAUGUGGGUCAAGGAUAGUAUGUUCUGUAUUCGCCUUCUGAGACUGAUAGUGUAAUGUACUAAAAACUUGCUUUUUAUAGGAAAAAUUAGUUUAUUAUUUAAUAAUAAAAAUUUUAUUUUCUUUUUCAAUGAAAAUGUGUGUGGG